CAGGUCGUUUCGUAUUUGGUCAUGUUUCGCCUUCGGCCUGGCUACGGCAGCCUUGCCACGGUCACGCUUGUACUACGACCAUGUCGAGCCAGACAACACCCCCCGGCUCUUCUUCGGAAUUUAUUGCAGUGUCAUCACAAAGGAAGCGAAAAAACAGGCCUCGCAGGGACAGACCGUCCGUCUCCGAUCUUGUUGAGCGCACCAAACAAGAUCUUCAAAACGACCCGUGGACAGCUGCUGCCAUCCAAAUUGUGCGGGAGUCGUCUGGCGCCAUACACAACAACGGAUGUCCUGACGUAUUAUGCCUUGGCCUCGGAAGUCCCUGUUCGUCUCCAAAUAGCCGGGCGCAGCUGGCCUUUCUGCUUCUUAUCUGUAAAUCCCUCAACAUAGACCACUCACGAGUCUCCUUGUAUGAUCCUGUAUUCACGGAGGAAGAUCUAUGUUUCUUUGCAGAACAGAAACUGAAGGUAUUGCCAACGAACAAUGAAAGGGAAGGCUAUGCGAUCGAAAGCCCUACCCUUGUUUAUAUGCCUCAUUGCGACAUGGAGCUUCAUGAAGGCAUACUCAAGGACAACAGCACUGUGCGAAACGCUGUCCUUAUCUGCAACCGUCUCGGUGAUUACGUUGAGAGUAAUCCUUCUCACAAGCUCGAAGCCAGGGUUCCAUAUCUAUGCCGAAUUGUCCCUUUCCUAGUAUCAGUGCCAUUGCCUCCGUCCAAUGUCUGGCCUACUGCUUUUAACAAUACAUCAGUCCAGUACCUUCCUAUAUGCAAUUUUGAUGCUUGGUCCUCGGAGAAUGUUCCUUACUCCGGCGAACAGAGCGCUGCCUUAUCCGCCUCCGACGGCGAUGCAUCGGCCGAAGCUGGGGCAAGAAAGGCGUAAUCGCCGUGUCCUCGUUUUUGCUGUUCAAUCAACUAGUCACAAUCAAAGAACCCUUCAUAUGUCUACUUACAAGGAUAGCCAAAAAGAGAGAGAGAGAAACAGGAGUA
This is a messenger RNA of Desarmillaria tabescens, 988 nucleotides long. Its product is annotated as SRR1-domain-containing protein. Bases 81 to 881 code for a protein of 266 amino acids. NCBI's taxonomy places the organism in Eukaryota, Fungi, Basidiomycota, Agaricomycetes, Agaricales, Physalacriaceae. Gene Ontology annotation, cellular component: nucleus; cytoplasm. The transcript is spliced from 6 exons. The record is from RefSeq and is a predicted model, not a curated record. Gene Ontology annotation, biological process: microtubule-based process.